UGCUUUUUAUAGAAGUAGUUUACGGGGGGCUUAGGCUGGACCUCAACAGGCCUGACGUCCUUACUGUGGACAACCACGCGUCACCAAAGCGCAUCGAGAUCCACUUUUCCUGCAUUGCUUACUUACCUGUACAGAUAGAGGCUCAACACCUAAUUGGGUAGUUGUGGCUCCUCUCAAGAAGGUCUCCACUAGAUUGACCCUUACCUUCCCUCGCUGAGGCCUCCAGUGAACCAUGGGCAUUCCCAAGUUUUAUCGAUGGCUCUCGGAGCGGUAUCCACUAUUGAAUCAGAAGCUUACGUUGACGGAGGGUCCACCCGAGAUCGACAACCUGUAUUUGGACAUGAACGGCAUUAUUCACAACUGCACGCACGCCAACCGCAAGGACAUUGGCAGCGUGACGGAGGAGGACAUGAUGCUAAAGGUCUUUGAUUACCUGGAGAAAUUGAUUCAGAUUGUUCGACCCCAGAAGUUGCUCUUCAUGGCCAUAGAUGGUGUUGCGCCCCGUGCUAAGAUGAACCAGCAGCGGUCCCGGCGCUUCAAAUCGGCCAUGGAACGGUUGAAGAAUGAGGAGGAGCAGCGCCGCAAGGGCGAGGUGGUUCCGGAGGAUGCCUUCGAUUCCAACUGCAUCACCCCCGGCACGGAGUUCAUGGCCCGGCUGGGCAAGCACCUGCGCUUCUUCAUCCGCCGCAAGAUGGCGGAGGACCCGCUGUGGCAGAAGCCCAACGUGGUCUUCUCAGGACACGAGGUGCCCGGCGAGGGCGAGCACAAGAUCAUGGAGUACAUUCGGUGGGAGAAGCGGCAGCCCACCUACCAGCCCAACCAGCGCCACUGCAUGUACGGCCUGGACGCGGACCUCGUCAUGCUGUCGCUGGUGACGCACGAGCCGCACUUUUGCCUGCUGCGCGAGGUGGUGUCGUACACGGGCAGCAACCGCGGGCAGCCGGCGCGCGAGGUGCUGGACAACCCCUGCGCGGAGAACUUCAUCCUGUUCCAGAUUGGGUUACUCCGCGAGUACUUUGAGCUGGAGUUUGGCACCCUGAAGCUGCCCUUCCCGCUGGACCUGGAGCGCGUGGUGGACGACUACGUGCUGCUGUGCAUGCUGGUCGGCAACGACUUCCUGCCUGCUCUGCCGACUCUGGACAUUGCGGAGGGCGCGCUGAACCGGCUGAUGGACCUGUACAAGGAGCUGCUGCCCUCGCUGGGCGGCUACCUCACCUACGCGGGGGACCUGGACCGGCGGCGGCUGGAGCGGGUGCUGGAGCGCAUCGGACAGAUGGAGCUGCAGACGCUGGAGGAGCGCGCGCAGGAUGCGGAAUACAUGGAGGGCAAGCGCGCCAAGCGCAACGCCCGCAUGAACGGCGGCAUGCAGCUGGACGAGGUGGAUGCGGCCAUGGUGGCGCUGGCGGGGGGGCGGCGGCCAGCAGCAGCAGCAGGGCGGGCAGCGCGGGCCAACAUCCUGAACGAGGCGCUGGAGCCGGAGGCGGCGGCGGGCCCGAGUCCGGGCGCCAAGGCGGCGGCGGCGCAGGGUCCCACCAUGAUGAGCCGGGAGGCGCGGCAGAUGAUGAUGGCAGGGCUGGGCGAGCAGGGGCUGGAGAUGUGGAAGGACCGCUACUACAACGACAAGCUGCAAGCGGGCAGCCCGGAGGACCGGCGGCAGGUGGCGGAGCACUACAUCGCAGGGCUGCACUGGGUGCUGGAGUAUUACUACCGCGGCGUGGCGUCAUGGGACUGGUACUACCCCUACCACUACUCGCCCAUGGCGUCGGACCUAACAAACCUGGAAAGCAUACAGGUUGCGUUUGCCCAGGGCACUCCCUUCAAGCCCUUCGAGCAGCUGCUGGCGGUGCUGCCGGCCGCCAGCUGCAAGCUGCUGCCGCCCGCCUUCCGCGUGCUCAUGACGGAGCCGGAGUCACCCAUCAUCGACUUCUACCCCGCAACAUUCGAGGUGGACAUGGAGGGAAAGCGUGCGGACUGGGAGGGCGUCGUCCUGGUGCCCUUCGUAGAUGAGGCUCGCCUGCUGCAGGCGGUUCGGUCCAUCCGCACCGCCCUGCUGUCGGCUGAGGAGCUGGCGCGCAACCAGCUGGGGCAGAUCCAGAUCUUCCAGUACAACAGGAAUGCCUCGGAGGCGGCUUACUGCAUUUCCACGAUGCCAAAGCACUUCCGGGACCUCAAGGUCUGCCACAGCCGCUGCCUGGAGCGACCUCCGCCGCCUCCCCUGCCGGCUGGCGGGAAGGGCUUCACGCCGGCGCUGGUUCCCGGCACUCGUGUGGGGCUGUCGACACCGCCGGGCAUGCCAACCCUCAAGUCACUGCAGGUCCGCCCCACGCUCCGUAACGCGGGUGUGAACGUGCUCGGCACCCCCAGCCGCAAGGAGAGCCUGGUGCUGGCGCUCAAGGACUUGCGCGAGGCGCUGGGCGGCGCGGUGCUGAGUGCCGAGCAGGUGGCCAAGUCGGGGCUGCUGGGCUCGCGCGCCUACAUCAACUGGCCCUACCUGCAGGAGGCGCGUGUGGUGCGUGUGUCGGAUCGCGAGGGGCAGGCCUCGUACGACAGCAAGGGCGCGCUCAAGGUGCAGAAGUGGCAGCAGUUUGAGGCGCAGCGCUGGGACACGGAUGCGGGGCAGCUGGCAAACACGUUCCUGACGCGGUGUGGGAUUGAUGUGGGCAAGGUUGACCUCGUGGUGGGUGUCAAGGUGUGUUUGGGCUACAUCCGACACAGCGACGGCACCAUCGAAAAGACCUACUCCAAGGACGAGGUGCAGGUGCCGCUGCAGGCGGUGGUUCGUCAGCGGCCCCAGGCGGCUGGUGGCGUGGCGGUGGCCGAGGACACGCCCGGGUUCACCGAUUUGUUCGAGGGCAUGCAGGUUGUGUUCCUGGGCAAGCACCACUACGGCUGCCUGGCCACCGUGCUGCCGGACCUGGGCAAGGGCCUCAGCAGGCAGCAGCAGCAGGGCGGCAAGCAGGCCAAGCAGGGCGCGGCGGCAGCCAAUGGCCACUACCGCCUGCUGGUGCAGCCGGUCUCGGAACAGAUUGGCUUGCAAGCCCUUCGCUCCGCCAAGCGGGUGGUGGAGGGCUUCGCAGUCAAGUACUACAGCAGCGGGGAGGUGGCGUCCCGAGUGGGUGUGACGCCUCGGCUGCUGGGGCGGAUUACCGGCAACAUGUGGGCGCGCGACGGUGAUGAUCGUUACGAUCUGGGUCUGGCCAUCAAGACCUCCGCGCGGGACGUGUGCGUGCCGGGCUUCAGCCAGCCCACGGACGACGGCAACGGCUGGAAGUACUCGGCGGCCGUGAUCACCAUCCUGCAGGAGUACCGGACCAAGUACCCCUGGCUCUGGGCGUUCCUGCUCAAGUCGGAAAGCGAGAAUGCAGGCCCGGGUGACAUGCGGCUGGAUUCGAUGCUGCCGGGCACCACCCCCGCUCAGCGCAAGGACAAGGUGCGCGAUGUGACGGAGUGGAUCAAGUCCACGCCGCUGGCCAAGCGCCCGCUGGUCAAGCUGGGCGUGCAGGUGCUGUCGGACGAGGGGGUGCGGGCGCUGCAGACCACGGUGGCGCCCAUCCCCUCGCGCCCGCCGCCGGCUGCGGAGUACGAGAACGUGCCGCCUGCGCUCAUCCUGCCGCCGUACACGCCGGGCGCGGACCAGGUCAAGUUUGCCGUCCAGGGCGGCAGUUUCGAGUUGGGCGACCGCGUGGUGUGCGUCAGCGGCAAGGGCUCCCCUCCGUACGGCAUCCGCGGUACCGUCAUUGGCGUGUACGAGGAGGCUUGCGAGGUGGUGUUUGAUGAGGAGUUUGGCGGCGGCAGCAACCUGAACGGUCGCGUCAACGGCAAGUGCGGCGCCUUUGUGCCCAAGGACCUGCUGCUCUGUGUCAACAAGCCAGCCGACAUUGCGCUGGCCCGGCACCAGGUCCCGCGCCAGCAGGGCAGGCAGUCCGCGCAGGCGCCAGGGGCUGCCGCGGGGGCCGCCGCAGCGGCAAGGCAGGCCGCCGAUGCUGCAUCCAAGGCCGCGUUGAAGGCGGCUCAGGGGCCGUCGGGGCCGAAGCCAUGCGUUCCCGCCUCGGUGGCGGUGACGGCGCCCGUUUCGCCGCCGGUGCCCUCCUCCAAGCUGCUCGGUGCGGCCAUGCGGGCCAAUUCGGCGCAGCCGGGCGCCGGCCAGCAGCAGGAGCCAUCAUCACAGCAGCAGCAGCAGCAGCCGCAAGGCACUGGGGAGGUUGGUGCGAGCGCGGGGAAGGCACUGCUUGAGAAGCUAACGUCUGGCUCUAGCCGGCGCGGCAUGGCGGUGCAAGGAGGCGCCGCGGCGGAGGCGGCUGGAAACGGAGAGGCUGCGGCUGCCCCUGAAGCGGCUGCUGCUGCCGCCGCAGCUGCAGCGGCUGCCGCUGGCUCGUUGGCCCAGCUGAAAAAGCUCGUGCCGAACGCGCGCGUUGGCCCGCCGGCACCCAAUGCGGCCCCGCCUAACUCAGCAGCCCCGCCGCCGCCUGCUCAGCAGCAGCCUCAGCCUCAGGCACCGCCGGCAGCACAGAGGGCACAGCCCAUGCCGCCGCCGCAGUACAGCUCAGCACCACCGCAGUUCCAGCCGCCGCCGGGUGCAUACCCGCCAGGCGGCAUGAUGAUGGGGCAGCCGCCAAUGCCCCCGCCCCCGCCCGGCGUCUUCCCGCCAUACAUGUACCCGCCUUACCCACCCAUGGGCGGUCCUGGCGGCCCUCCCAUGCCCAUGCCGAUGCAGGUCCCGGUUGGCAUGAUGGGACCGCCUCCGCCCGGAGUUCCGGGCCACAUGAUGGGCGGUGCACCGUUCCCGAUGCCACCGCCUUACAUGAUGCCACCGGGGCCCCAGCCCCCGAUGCCACCACCGCAGCAGCAGCAGCAGCAGCCGGCCCCAGUCCGUAACAAUGUGCAGCAGCAGCAGCCGCGUGGCCCUGGACCCAUGGGUCGUGGUCAGGGCCGUGGUCCGCAGAACGGCGCGCAGCCGCAUGCAGGAGGGGGUCAGGGCCGUGGCAGGUCCGCCGGGAAGCCUGCGAACGGUGCACCUGCCGGCCAGGGGACCGGCCAGUCCCCGGCUGCACCCCAGGACAAAGCCAAGCCCACGGGAGCACCUAGUAGCACGAAGGCACCUGCGCGGCCGGCACCCGCCUCGCACCCUAUUGACGUCGACGUCUCGCAGAGCAUUGGCGAGGGGGAUGAGGCGAUGGCGGGGCUUGUGCGACGCCUGAAGGAGAGUGCUGCGGAGGCAGCGGCGGCAGCACCGGCAGCAACCGCGGGAUCGGCGGCCUCUCGGAACCAGGCGGGCGCUGCAGCCGCCGCCAGCCCUGCACGCGUUGCGGGUACUGAGGACGAGAAGCGGUCGGGGAUUGCUCUGGGCAAGAGCGCGAGGCUUCCGGACGCUUCUGGCCGCGGUUUCC
This is a messenger RNA of Astrephomene gubernaculifera, 5387 nucleotides long. The record is from the annotation of a GenBank genome assembly. Lineage: Eukaryota; Viridiplantae; Chlorophyta; Chlorophyceae; Chlamydomonadales; Astrephomenaceae.